UCUUCUUAGAAGAAAUGGAGAAUGCGAUGACAAGGUACAAGGUACCGGCAUUUGGUCAUUGGAACUUCAACUUGUACGAUGACAUCCCAAUCUCCCAGUACUUUGAAUCAGCGAGGGAAUAUGGUCUGAUAAGAGCUCGUUUCUUUGAAGGAGACGGCGAGGAUCUCUUUGAGAUGCUGAGAAGAAAGGGAAAGAAGGGAAGAGAUGGAGCAAGGAAGAAGAGAAACUACAAGAAGGAGAAGGUUUGGAAGCCCAAGCCCGUCGAUGAGGACCUUUACAAGAUACCUCCACAGCUCCUCUAUCAACUGCCAAAGAAGGCAAGUAAAUUCUUCAGCUACAGUCAAUCUGAAUAUGUUGGGAAACACUAUUCUUUUUCUGAUUUUGGAGAAUAUCACUCACUCACUCACUCUCUCUCUCUGCAGAAGAAGUUGUGGAAUUUUUGCGCAGGGUGUCGCUGCCUCAACUGCAUUGCAUGACUGGGAAUUAUUGCUAGAGAAGAAGAGAGUAGCUUCCUAGAGAAUGUGUUUAUCUUUCUUGCUUGUGAAAUGAGUGUUGCACACUCUGUUGUGAGAAUGUAUUAUUUCUGAAUUAAGUGAAAUGAAAGAAGCUAUUAGCUACUCAGAAGUGUUUG
Musa acuminata AAA Group (dessert banana) is the source of this 631-nucleotide messenger RNA. RefSeq lists its product as uncharacterized. Lineage: Eukaryota; Viridiplantae; Streptophyta; Magnoliopsida; Zingiberales; Musaceae. Bases 15 to 476 code for a protein of 153 amino acids. The transcript has 3 exons. The record is from RefSeq and is a predicted model, not a curated record.